Punica granatum (pomegranate) is the source of this 1215-nucleotide messenger RNA. The record is from RefSeq and is a predicted model, not a curated record. NCBI's taxonomy places the organism in Eukaryota, Viridiplantae, Streptophyta, Magnoliopsida, Myrtales, Lythraceae.
AUACUACCAACAUCUUCAGAAGGCUGCGCUUAUUACUCAGUGUGGUUGGAGGCGUAGAGUUGCUCGCAGAGAGCGUAGAAAACUGAAAAUGGCUGCAAGGGAGACAGGGGCCCUUAAAGAAGCUAAGGACAAAUUAGAGAAGCGUGUCGAAGAACUUUCUUGGUGUUUGCAGUUUGAGAAGAGAUUGAGGACUGAUUUGGAAGAGAAGGCACAGGAAGCUGCUAAGUUCCAGGAUGCUUUGCUUGCAUUGCAGAAGCAAUUGGAGGAAGCAAAUGCAAACAUAGUCAAAGAAAGAGAAGCAGCUCAAAAAGCUAUCGAAGAAGCACCUCCAGUCAUAAAGGAGACUCCAGUAAUGGUGGAAGACACGCUAACGGCAGAAAUUGAGAGCUUGAAGGAGCCUCGCCAGGAUCAUUGGGAUGCAGCUAUGCGGGUUCUUCACUACUUGAAGCAAUCUCCCGGUCAAGGGAUUUUUCUACGCUCGACAUGCCUCGAACUUGAAGCAUUUUGAGAUUUAGAUUGGGCAAGUUGCCCCCUGACCCGUCGUUCUAUUACGGGAUACUUCAUUAUGCUUGGAGGGUGCCCCGUUUCAUGGAAGACGAAGAAACAUACAACAAUCUCUCGCUCAUCUGCUGAAGCAGAGUAUCGAGCAAUGGCGGCAACUGUUAGCGAGAUCGUCUGGUUGCGUAGUCUUCUCUCUUCCCUUGGGGUACAGAUGACUUCACCGACUCGUCUAUUUUGUGAUAAUCAAACUGCGCUACACAUUGCAGCUAAUCCUGUUUUUCAUGAGCAAACGAAGCACAUUGAGAUCGAUUGUCAUUUUGUUCGUGAACAUAUCAAGACAGGACUUGUGACUACCGACCAUCUGCCUACGAGACUUCAGUUGGCGAAUAUCUUCACAAAGGCAUUGGGUCGAGAUCACUUCCGUUUUAUUCUUUCCAAGUUGGACAUUCGUGAUUCUCAUGCUCCAACUUGAGGAGGAGUAUUGUGGAUAGUUCGGAUUUUAUCAUUGUAUAAUAGGAAUAUUGUAAUAUAAUUGGUAGUCAUAGAUACUGGUUAUAUAGCACUAAUUAGUUUCCUUCUCUUGUAAGACCAUAUGGUCUAUUUAGUCCCGACUAUUUUCAAUGAAUUACAAGUUGGAUUGUUCCAAUCUUCACAGCCACCGUGGAUUCAACAGCUUUAGAAGGUUGGAAAUUCAGUUCCCCAAGCCUGAUUGUU